UUUAAAACACGGUUUUUUGAACGCCCAAAAUAUUGCGUUUUUUCGGUUGGUUUUUGCAACCGCUCCACCGUUGUAUGCAAAAAAGAUUAAACCCGAACGCCGAUAAAAAUGUUUGCUUAAACGAUUUAUUUUUACUGUUUGCCGAGUUUUUAACCUGACCGCAUAUAGGACUCUUUCCUAUUGGGAAUUAUUUUAUAUACCUAAAAAGUUUCCGGAUAACAGGCUAAAAAUGAAUAACGGCCAAGAAAAAAAGAAGCACACUCCAGAAAAACACGACCUAAACGGCACUUACACGCGAAAAGAGGCGGGAAUUGAAAAAGUCUGUAUCAACGGGGUGACCAUGUCCGAAAACUUCUUGAAAUGGUACAGCGAAAUAAUGAAUUUAGAAGUACACAACGACGACGUGUGGGUCGGUGGAUAUUAUAAAACAGGCACCACCUGGACUCUAGAAAUGGUUUGGAUGAUAGUAAACAAUUUAGAUUACGAAGGCGCGAAAAGACUUUUGCAGGAACGCACUCCCAAUUUAGAGGAUACGCCAAUGUUCGAUCUUAGGCCGCUCGCCCAAAAAAUGAACGUUGAAUUGCCGGCAUACAGGGCGGACUCGGUAAAAUUCCUUAAGGAACAAAAACAUCCGAUCGUGAUAAAAACUCACCUGCCCUGGAAUCUUUUACCGUCGCAGAUUCAGACCGGAGAAAAAACUCCAAAGAUUAUCUACGUGACAAGAGAACCCAAGGACGUCGCCGUGUCUUUCUACCACUUCCUGACCUAUAUCGUUGGCUACCGGCAUUCUUUCGAGUACAUGUGCAACCGAAUUUUAACCGGCACCGCGCUGUUCGGGGGCGUGUGGGAGCACGUGAUCAGCUUCUGGGAGCAGCGCCACCGCAAAAACCUCUUGAUCCUGCGCUACGACGAAAUGAAAACAGAUUUGCGCGCGGUCAUUAAUAAAGUGGCGGACUUUUUGGGCAAGAAAAUUAGCGACACGCAGGUCGACCGCCUCUUCGACCACUUGAGUUUUGAAAACAUGCGCAACAACCCUGCGGUCAACUUCAGCGCCCUGCUCGAGCUUCACAAAAAACUCAAGUUGGCCAACGACAACGCGGAAGGUCAGUUUAUGAGAUCGGGGGUCGUUGGUAGUCACAAGGCCUACAUGGAUCCGGACAUCGCCGAAAAAUUCGAUCGCAAAUCUGUCGAAAUGGAACGGAAAAGCGGGUUCAAGUUUCUGUAAGCGCGCUUUAGGCGAUUUUUUUUAAAUAAUUUUUUCCCUGUUUGUCUUCUGUAUGUGUUCCGUAUUUUACGAUUUUAAUCCGUCGAGUGGUCCGUGGCGACCGACAAACAAACCUGUCCGUUUGGUCUCUGUUCGGUCGCGUAAAUGGAUUCGCCAACCACAACUAACCGUCAUUCUUUUAUCUACGACUAGCUAGGUUUUUUUUUUAUAAAUGUCGCAUUUUCGAAAACAAUUGUCACAGCGCGAAGUAUUGUAUUUUUAAAUUUUAUAACAUUACACCUUAAUAAAUUUUUACGAUAUUACGGUCAUAGAGUUUCAUUA
Cylas formicarius (sweet potato weevil) is the source of this 1546-nucleotide messenger RNA. RefSeq names its product luciferin sulfotransferase-like. Bases 230 to 1225 code for a protein of 331 amino acids. The transcript is spliced from 6 exons. Gene Ontology annotation, cellular component: cytoplasm. The record is from RefSeq and is a predicted model, not a curated record. Gene Ontology annotation, biological process: sulfation. Gene Ontology annotation, molecular function: sulfotransferase activity. Lineage: Eukaryota; Metazoa; Arthropoda; Insecta; Coleoptera; Brentidae.